Phlebotomus papatasi is the source of this 2571-nucleotide messenger RNA. RefSeq lists its product as uncharacterized. NCBI's taxonomy places the organism in Eukaryota, Metazoa, Arthropoda, Insecta, Diptera, Psychodidae. The transcript has 5 exons. The record is from RefSeq and is a predicted model, not a curated record. Bases 199 to 1374 code for a protein of 391 amino acids.
UUUAUAAGCAUUUUUUUUUCUCUAGAUUUGUGAGGUGAUAGAAUGUGCGGCCAAAAUUUAUCAAAAUCCUGUAGUUAUGAGUCUCAUUCUUAUAUCUAAAUGGCAAAUUAAGCAAGAACAUCUUGAAGAAAAGUCCAUCGAUGACGAUAUAAACAAAUCGGCGGGACUGUUUCUUCUAAAUGCAUUAAACAGAUCCACAUGAAGUCAAAUAAUUCUUCUUGUCGACCCAGUCGUCUUCUCUUCCUGGCACUCUCUCUCCUUAUCUCCGUAACAACCGUUGAACUUGCAGUUACUAAUAAGAGGAAAGGAAACAGUACACUUGUCCUUCUUCAAAAUGAAACUAACAUUACUGACGUUAAAUUACAAUUCCAAGAAUUUCAAAACAUUUUUGAAAUCAAGGGCCUUCCUUCAAAUUCCAUUGAUUUUAUGUCUGGAAGUGGCCUGAGCAUACUUAUGAAGUAUUUAGAGAAUACUAAUUAUUCGACGUUGAUUUAUGUUCUGAACAAUAAUAAUACGAGAGAUGCUGGUUAUUGCGAUAUGGCUGAGCAUCUUUCUGAGGCGUUCAAAAAAGAUGUACUAUUUUGGCCAUGUCCAAGAAUGAAGCUAACGGAACGAUUUUUGCCCUCCUUUGAGAUCAUAUCAUUUGUAGUGACGACUAUUUCGAAGGAGUUAAAUUGGACGGAAGCUGUGAUUUUUGCUACUGAAACAAACUGGGGAUUGCCAUUGGCAAUAUCAGCUAAUAUACAAAUACCUUUUCGCAUUGAGAUAGGCACUACAAAUCUUGAUGAAAGACAAAUCGCUGAUAAGAAAGGACAAGUUGUCAUAAUAACAUCAUCUCUAAAUUCUAUAGAAGCUCAACAGGUUAUUCAGCAUUUUGAACACUACAGACAAACAAAAUUGUUUCUCAUUGAUAUGUUUGGAACAAUAUUCAACAGUGAAAGUCAUUUCUACACUUAUCUGGGCGGCAAUUUCACAAAAAUAGAUAAUAUAUUUCUCACAUGGUCUUCUGGACUUGUGCCAAACAAUCCGGAUUUCAGUGAAAAUUCCUUCCGAAACAGCAGUACAAAUAAUCGUGGUAAUUCGAGACCAUACAGAAAUCUGCUUGUGCUAACAGUACUUACAGAGAAGCUGAAGCACCUGCUAAAUAAAACACUUCAUGUGGAAUUUGAAAAGUAUUCAGAGUGGAUGUUGAAGGAGGCAUUUGUUGACGACAAUUCUGAUGAUAUUGCUAUAUCUUCAGUUAGUGUAAAAAGGGAUAGAAGACAUAUUCCAUACAAUAAUAAUACCACACAUACUAAAGAAUCUUUGGAUUUUUCGCAAAGGAUUUAUAAUGAUAGUGAAGUCUCAAGUGAUGUAGAAAAAACAAAAGUUUGAUUCAGAAAUAGGUGAAAUGAUUAGUGGAGUUUUGAUAUCUAAUAUUAAUGUUACAGUGUUAAAAUUUUUGCACAAACUGAUUACGUUCAAUUGUGAUAUUAAUUAUUUUAUUUCCAAUUAUUCAAUCACCACAAUUAUUAAUAAGACUGCACAGAGGGAUUCAUUUAUUUGGGAUCAAUGCCCACAAGUAAUUGAUUGUCAUCCCAAAUAUUUCAAUGAACAAAAUGAUUUUUGUUAUUUUUUUUGUCAUUAUUUAUUUGAUAAUAAAGAUGAAAAUGGUGAUAGUACAAAAUCAAUAACGCGAAACUCAACAAAUAAUACGGAUAGUGUAAAUGAUAUUAUAAAAGACGUAUGUGUUAAAGUUAAAGUCGAAGAAAGAGGAUUAUCAAAUGCAGAGGAGAUAUUGGUUGAUUUUGUAAAACUUGCUUUUAUUGAGGAACUGAAAGGACAAAAUGCAAGACGCUGGCGUCGAGAAACCACAAGAAAUGGACACCAAACCCCCUCUAAAUAUUCUCCAAAUCAGCUGGUGUAUAGUGAAUUUUUUAGUUUAUUUGACUUUAUUGUGUCGAUCUUGUAUGGUGCUAAUGAAAGUGGUAUCAAAUUUGACUUCAUUGUAUUGGACCUUCAUCGCAAUGUGAAUGUGAAGAAUGAGUCAACUUUUGGAUGGCGUCCCUUCCUAGUACUUCAGCAAAAUCACAUCAAUCAUCAGGUAUUCACCACGCAUCCACUACUGAGGGGUUUCCGUGAUUGGGGAUUGCACACAUCUCAGUUCUGGACGUGUGGUAUACUAUGUUGGGGGGCUAUCGUACUGACCGUACUCCUUCUGCUGUGUGUUAUCGUUGCCAGCGUUGCGGCCGCACUGCUUUUUAGGUGAGAACCUAUAUUUUUAUUAUCUAUUUUAUAUAUACAUAAUUUGAUAUUUAACAUAUUUAUUUCUUGUUUUGUGAAAAAUUCUAAUUAAGUUUGCUAUAUCUUACAGCAGAAAGAGUAUUUUGAAAAUUGUCUGAUUUAAAAAUUUUUGUAAAAAAUGCGAUUUCCUUCUAUUUAUAGAAAUUUAUAAGAGAUAAUAUUUAUUACAAAAAUGUUAAGCAAUUUUUUUAGUUUUAAGAAUAACCUAUUUUUUUUUAAAUGUAUAAUAUUUUAAAAUUUAAUUUAUAUUUGAAGUUCUCAAUUAUUUACAUUUGGUUGAAAACGUCC